AUGGCAGCCAACCCCCAUUCCAAGGAGGGUAUUCCAACUAAAAGCUAUAGUGCAGUGGUUCUCAACCUGGACAGAGAUGAAUACUGGAAGUGCUUAGAUGAAAGUAUGGAGGAUGCGUUUAAGUGUGAGAAGCUUAGGUGCUCUUUUGUAAAAGCAUGUCCACAGCAAUGGGUUAAAUACUUUGACAGAAGAAGAGAUUAUUAA
This is a messenger RNA of Anolis sagrei ordinatus, 204 nucleotides long. The record is from RefSeq and is a predicted model, not a curated record. Lineage: Eukaryota; Metazoa; Chordata; Lepidosauria; Squamata; Anolidae.